GAACUGCCUGAGCAUUUUCUCUCCACGCAUUCCAGGGAAUACAGAGAAGGCUGCGCAGUUUCAAGGCCAUGGCUGAUCCUGGGAACAGAGGAGGGAUCUACCGCCCCUUGAGUUUCACCUCCUCCCUGCUCAUUGUGGGAAUGUGCUGUGUGUCUCCUUUCUUCUGUCAUAGCCAGACAGAUCUGCUGGCUCUUAACCAAGCUGAUCCGCAGUGCUGGGAAUCUUCUUCAGUGCUCCUCCUGGAAAUGCGGAAGCCUCGAAUUUCCAACACUGUUUCAGGUUUCUGGGAUUUUAUGAUCUACCUGAAGUCGUCUGAGAACUUGAAGCAUGGGGCAUUGUUUUGGGAUCUGGCCCAACUCUUCUGGGACAUCUAUGUGGACUGUGUCCUUUCCAGAAACCAUGGCUUAGGAAGGAGGCAACUGGCUGGAGAGGAAGGGAAGAUCUCAGCAGUGCAUCCACAGCACACAGAGAAAAAGCAAGGUGCAUAUUCUGAGCAACCAAGGAUCCCUUCCCUAAAGAAGAAGGAGCUGAUUGAAGACUUGAUAAGCAUGCACAUACGCAGGAAUGGGUCUAAGUUCACUGGGAAAGUGACCACUGGCCUGGAAAUUAAGAGAAAAUAA
Molecule: messenger RNA, 620 nt
Organism: Camelus dromedarius (Arabian camel)
Lineage: Eukaryota; Metazoa; Chordata; Mammalia; Artiodactyla; Camelidae
Gene: FAM237A
Product: family with sequence similarity 237 member A
Exons: 3
Coding region: 69-620 (183 amino acids)
Source: RefSeq, a predicted model, not a curated record